AAAUACAUUGUACUACACUGUAUCAGCGAAGGAAACGAAUUUAUUCUUCUCUUGCACUCGUCUGGAGUCAAGACUCUGGAGGAGCCUUAUCCCGAUCCGCAAGAACACGCAAACACCGAUCAAUUAAUUUUCUUUCAUGCUAGAUGGGGAGUGCAUCAGAGUUCGACCCAGCGCUUGCGCUUUCCCACAAAUUCCCUGAUACUACGUACUCUUAUACCGAAAGGGAUGCAGCACUUUAUGCCCUAAGCGUAGGGGUGUGUUUGUCGGACGCUGUUGACGCUGAUGAGCUUAAAUAUGUUUACCAUGAAAAUGGUCAGGAGUCUAUCAAGGUCUUGCCUACGUUUUCUACUCUACUUGUACUUAGAUCUGGGGCGAGUGGUUAUAAUCUCCCAGGCUUGAAAUAUGAUCCACGUCUUCUGCUUCAUGGACAACAAUACAUAGAAUUAUACAAACCACUUCCUUCAAGCUGUCAUAUACACAAUAAAGUAAGCCUUGCCGGAUUACAUGAUAAAGGUAAAGCAGCAAUUUUGGAGAUUGAAACAAAAAGCUACGAGAAAGAAUCUGGUGAUUUAUUGUGCAUGAACAGGACAACUGUCUUUCUACGGGGUUCUGGUGGCUUCUCAAAGUCAUCUAAGCCAUUUUCUUAUACAAACUACCCUGUGAAUCAGAAUCCAGCUGUGAAAAUUCCUGAAAGUAAACCUUUUUCGGUGUUUGAGGAUCGAACCCAACCAUCUCAGGCAUUGCUCUAUAGGCUAUCUGGUGAUUACAAUCCUCUGCAUUCAGAUCCCAUGGUUGCAAAGGUUGCCGGAUUCUCGCGGCCAAUAUUGCAUGGUCUGUGCACAUUAGGAUUUGCAGUUAGGGCAAUCAUCAAAUGCAUAUGCAGAGGAGAUCCAGACUUGGUAAAAAGCAUAGCGGGCAGAUUUCUUCUACAUGUCUACCCUGGUGAAACUCUGGUUACUGAGAUGUGGCUUGAAGGCUCAAGGGUUAUAUUUCGGACUAAGGUGAAAGAGCGAAAGCGGACAGUCCUUUCUGGCUACGUCGAUCUGCGUGGUUUGACUUCGUCACUGUGAAAGAAUUCAAAUUCAUUUACAUGUAGGCUGUAGGUCGAUAAUAUUUGCAGAGGAGAUAAUUUUAAAACGUAAUUAAGUGCGAUAUCGAUGAUUAAAUUUUACAAAAUGGGUAUCUAUGUAGAAUAGUAAGGUGAUAUUUCCCUUCAAAAAAAUAAAAGCACAGUGUUAUUUAGAUAAA
This is a messenger RNA of Glycine soja, 1248 nucleotides long. Its product is annotated as enoyl-CoA hydratase 2, peroxisomal-like. The record is from RefSeq and is a predicted model, not a curated record. The coding region runs from base 144 to 1070 and encodes 308 amino acids. NCBI's taxonomy places the organism in Eukaryota, Viridiplantae, Streptophyta, Magnoliopsida, Fabales, Fabaceae. The transcript is spliced from 12 exons. Gene Ontology annotation, cellular component: peroxisome.